Molecule: messenger RNA, 1023 nt
Organism: Exophiala spinifera
Lineage: Eukaryota; Fungi; Ascomycota; Eurotiomycetes; Chaetothyriales; Herpotrichiellaceae
Exons: 3
Coding region: 1-1023 (340 amino acids)
Cellular component (GO): cytoplasm
Source: RefSeq, a predicted model, not a curated record
AUGUCACAAGUCCCAACUCGCCAACUAGGCCGUAACGGCCCACAAGUCACGGCGUUGGGGUUCGGUUGUCUGGGACUGUCGACCUUUUACGGCAAGCCACAACCAGACGAGGAACGGUUCGAGUUUCUCGACCACGCGCACAAGAUCGGGGCGCGGAACUGGGACACCGGUGACGUGUAUGGGGACAAUGAAGACCUCAUUGGCGAGUGGUUUAGACGGAGUGGGAAACGAGACGAUAUCUUCCUCGCGACGAAAUUCGGAACUGUAUGGCACCCGGACGGAUCAAGAACCUUCAAGAACGACCCUGAAUAUGUCAAGGAAGCAUGCGAGAAAAGUCUCAAGAGACUAGGCAUCAGCACGAUCGAUUUGUACUACUGUCACCGACUCAGCGGGAAGACUCCGAUCGAAGACAUGGUUGAAGCCAUGGCUGAUUUGGUCAAACAGGGCAAAGUCAAGUACCUCGGGCUGAGCGAAUGCUCGGCCGCCUCCCUCCGGCGCGCGCACAAGAUCCACCCCAUCUCGGCCGUGCAAGUCGAGUACAGCCCGUUCACGACGGAACUCGAGGACCCCAAAAUCGGCCUGCUCGACGCGUGCCGCGAACUGGGCGUCGCCGUCAUCGCGUACAGCCCCCUCGGCCGGGGCUUCCUCACGGGCCAGUACCGGUCCCUGGACGACUUUGACGCGGACGACAUCCGCCGCACGCUGCCGCGCUUCUCGCCCGAGAACUUCCACAAGAACCUCGACCUCGUCGACGCGAUCGCGUCGCUCGCGAACAAGAAGGGGUGCACGGCCGGACAGUUGACGCUGGCGUGGCUCAUGGCGCAGGGCGACGACAUCAUCCCGAUCCCCGGCACCAAGAAGAUAAAGUACCUGGACGACAACAUGGGCGCGCUGGACGUCACGUUGACGCCCGAGGAGAACCUGGAGAUCAGAAAGGCAAUCGAGAACGCCGAGGUCAGUGGCAGUCGGUAUCCGCCGUUCAUGCAGGCUUACAACUUUAUGGACACCCCUGAGAGGACGUAG